CCCGGUUGGCAAGCCUGUCUUUGGAGACCUUAUCCCCAGCUGGCUUGCCCGUAAAACAAAUUUAUACACUGAGUCUGAGGGACUUAGAGCUGCUGGCCCAUCCACGGGAAGGUGGCAACUGGGGAGCGCGGUCCGGCAAUAAAAAGUACAAGAGACAAGUUUAUGAGGUGGAGAAUGUCAAUGCCUGCGUAGACGUGGUUCUGUCCGGUGUGAAGUUGUUGGAGGCGCUUGGUCUUGAACCUGGGGAUGGAAAAAAUCACGCGGUCUUGAACUCCAGGCAGGACCUGAAAGAAGCGUUCGCUCACUUCAUGGAAAAAGGGGCAGCUGCCGAGCGCUUCUUCAGCGACGCCGAGGCUUUCCAUCACAUUGCACGGACGGCCUCCAAGUCCCCCGAGGCACAGCUUUACGUAGGAGGAAAUGCUGCUCUCAUUGGUCAGAAGCUUGCAACAAAUCCAGACCUGAAGAUCCUCCUUUGUGGCCCAGUUGGUCCUAAACUCCAUGAACUACUUGAUGACAACGUGGUGGUGCCACCUGAAUCCAUGCAGGAAAGAGAUGAAUUCCAUCUUAUCUUGGAGUAUCAAGCAGGUGAAGAGUGGGGACAAGUGAGAGCACCCAGUGCCAACCGCUUCAUCUUCUCCCAUGACCUAUCAAAUGGCGCCUUAAGUAUGCUGGAAGUGUUUGUGUCCAGCUUGGAUGAAUUUCAGCCAGAUCUUGUGGUACUUUCAGGACUUCACAUGAUGGAAGGCCAGAGCAAGGAGAUGCGGCAGAGACGACUUAUGGAGGCUGUGGCCUCCAUCUCUGAUAUCCCUACUGACAUUCCUAUACACCUGGAGUUGGCCAGUAUGACUGAUCAAGAUUUUAUGAGCAACAUUAUCCAUCAGGUCUUUCCCCUGGUGAACUCCAUUGGGCUGAACGAACAGGAGCUGCUGUUCCUCACACAGUCCGCCUCUGGUCCCCACGCCUCCCUGGCUUCCUGGAGCGGAGUUCCCGACGUGGGUGUGGUCAGCGACAUCCUCUUCUGGAUCCUGAAGGAGCAUGGGAAGAUGGCGGAGCGGGCCUCUGAUCUCACACGGGUCCACUUCCACACCCUGGCCUACCAUAUCCUUGUCACAGUGGAUGGGUACUGGGGCAACCAGGUUGCUGCAGUGGCUGCCGGAGCUAGAGCAGCGGGGACUCAGGCCUGCGCAACCGAAACCAUCGAUACCAGCAAAGUCUUUCUUAAAGCUCCUUUGGAGUUUGUGACCUCCCAGAUAGAGGCCCCUGCCAAAAUCUCUUUAAAUCCAGACGAGCCAGUGGUGCAUUGGCACAGAGAAGGCAUCUCAUUCCAUUUCACUCCUGUGUUGGUGUGUAAGGAUCCUGUCCGGACCGUGGGACUUGGGGAUGCUAUUUCAGCUGAAGGACUGCUGUACUCAGAAGUAUAUCCUCAAUAG
Leptosomus discolor (cuckoo roller) is the source of this 1430-nucleotide messenger RNA. NCBI's taxonomy places the organism in Eukaryota, Metazoa, Chordata, Aves, Leptosomiformes, Leptosomidae. The record is from RefSeq and is a predicted model, not a curated record.